UUGGGGGCGGGGUAAUCUAGCCUGUUCUUAACCGCUAUCCCAGUCUGGGAGGAACAUGCAUUUCUUAUAAAGCCUGUUCACUGUGCUACACACACACAGACACACACACACACACACACAUCAACACCCAGCAGCAGCGGAGCAAUCUACAAUAUACAUUAUUAUAUCUAACAUGGCAGAGAACGGGACUACAGAGAACGGGCAGCCAGAGAAAAAGAUCCCUUUCUUCCCUCAUCCCAUUAAAAACCUGGAAGUGAAGUACACAAAGGUUUUUAUUAAUAAUGAGUGGCACACUUCUGUCAGUGGUCUUAAAUUUGCGACUUACAACCCUGCAACUGGCACUAAAAUCUGCGACGUGGAAGAAGCUGACAAGGCUGAUGUAGAUAAGGCAGUGGAAGCUGCAAAAGCAGCUAACCUCAGGAGCUCUCCAUGGAGAAAGAUGGAUGUGUCGAGUCGAGGGAGACUGUUACACAAACUGGCAGACCUCAUUGAAAGAGAUCGGGUGGCGUUAGCUACAAUGGAAACGAUGGACACAGGAAAACCAUUCCUCCAUGCAUUUUUUAUUGACCUGGAAGGCUGUAUAAAAACCUUGAGAUACUAUGCAGGCUGGUCUGAUAAAAUACAUGGCAAAACCAUGCCAGUGGAUGAUGACUUUGUGUGUUUCACUAAGCAUGAACCCGUCGGUGUGUGUGGAGCCAUCAUCCCCUGGAACUUUCCCUUAUUAAUGUUUAUGUGGAAGAUGGCUCCAGCACUGAGCUGUGGGAACACUGUGGUUAUCAAGCCUGCAGAGCAGACGCCUCUAACAGCACUGUACAUGGGUGCUUUAGUGAAGGAAGCUGGUUUCCCUCCUGGUGUGGUGAAUAUAGUCCCAGGAUUUGGACCCACAGCCGGUGCAGCCAUUGCUAGCCAUGUGGAUAUUGACAAAGUGGCAUUCACUGGAUCAACCGAGAUUGGGAAACUUGUCAAAGAAGCGGCUGCUAAAAGUAACUUGAAACGAGUGACUCUAGAACUGGGAGGGAAAAAUCCAUGCAUCGUUUAUGCUGAUGCUGACUUGGACCUGGCAGUGGAGGAGGCGCAGCAGGGAGCGUUCUUUAACCAGGGCCAGUGCUGCACGGCCGCCUCUCGCAUCUUCGUGGAGGAGCAGAUCUAUGAGGAGUUUGUCAGGCGGAGUGUGGAGCACGCUGGGAAGAGAGUCAUCGGGGAUCCGUUCGAUCCACGAACAUCCCAGGGACCGCAGAUUGACCAGGAGCAGUUUGAUAAGAUCAUGGAGCUGAUUGACAGUGGGAGGCGGGAAGGCGCCAAGCUGGAGUAUGGCGGCUCAGCCAUUGAGGACAGAGGUCUAUUCAUACAGCCCACUAUAUUUUCGGGUGUUAAAGACCACAUGCGCAUUGCUAAGGAGGAGAUCUUUGGACCCGUACAGUGUAUAUUUAAGUUUAAAAGCCAAGAGGAAGUCAUUAAGAGAGCGAACAGUACUCGGUAUGGAUUAGCAGCAGCUGUGUUUACAAAAAGCAUGGACAAAGCGCUGAGUGCAGCUUCUGCUUUGGAGGCUGGGACUGUCUGGAUAAACUGUUACAAUGCUCUCCAUGCACAGGCUCCCUUCGGUGGCUAUAAGAUGUCGGGAAAUGGCAGAGAACUUGGGGAAUACGCUCUGGCAGAAUACACCGAAGUUAAAGCAGUCACAAUCAAACUUACACAAAAGGAUCACUGAAUAAACAAUGAACAGAGAACUGGAAAACUCCCAGUGUACAGUACAAGUCACUACUGGAGUGGAGAACAAAGCGUGCCAGCCUCACAGCUGGUGCUACAGCAGCACAUGCUACUGUAUCAGAACACCAGCCCUUUAGAGAUAAUCAAGGGAUGUGUUUUAAAACCAUAGUGUAUAAAAGAAUCUCCUUAUAUGUUUUAGAUUUUCGACUCUAAAAAGCUCUUAUUUUAUUUAUUUAGAAAUUGUCUACCCAGGAGGACUGAAGUACAGCCCCUUGUUUUCUUUUCCCUGCUUCUUGAGAAAGCAGCAGGGAAAUGGUUUAUUAAGAGGCUUACUGGGGCAAUGUAAUCAAGGAAGGUGCUGCAGAAUUGUAUGUAUCUUGUGUAUCUUGACAUAAUGUUGUAUAACCUUUAGCAAGCCAUUCAAGCCACAAAGGCUUAUUUUUUGUCCAUCAGCCAGUUUCCCCAUUUCUCAAACCGCAGGGAUAUACAUAGCUCUGUGAAUUUAAAGUUUGCAAAGGCAGUUCCUGAUAUUUCACUUCACAGAACAAAAGGAAAGCUUCAAAGACAUCUGUGGGUUUUGUGUUUUUUUUGUUUUGUUUUACAAGCCGUCUAUAAUUCCAAAGCCAUCCAGAAUGUUUUUCUAGUUUACGGCAACUGUAAACUGCUUCCCCACUGGCACUCUAACCUGCACUGUUGGUUCCACUCUUCCGACCAAGCCGUGAAGGUUAAUUCAACAGUAAGGACGGAAUUUGAAGGUGCACUCAACAUUGUCAGGUUUAAGAGGCAGAGGAAGAGUUCAAACAAAAUAACAGCGACAAGCUGAACUUGGCGAUUGAAACACCGGCAGAACAAAAAUAACUACUGUAUUAUCUAAACUAAAGUAGGCCACCACAUGUAUGAAAACAGACUAAUAAUUUGCCAGAAACAUACCCUUUAAUAGUUGGUUUGUUGUCUGCUUAAUCUCUUGGAAGCAAAGCAUUCUGUGCUGGAUCUGCUGUUUGAUUUCAGAUUCCCGGUAGAGAAUGAGGUCAAACUUGAAAAUUGCUCUUUAGGACAUUUAUAUAAUAUUUAUAUGUGAAUGUGUAUUAUUAAAAUUUUCUUUGUUAAUAUAAAAAAACAAAAAAAAACGUUGUUGUAUUUGGGUAUGAAUAAACACUUCACAUUUUAAGAUUGCAAUGGAACUUGGUAUGCGGUUUACUAUACAUUAGAUUUUGUUUCUAUGAACAUUAUAACAUCUCUGUGUAGCCGUUUAGAUUUCCCAACUGGGACAGUAAAUAGACCCCAGUAGAAGACCAGCUACAGCUUUUAUAAUCUUAUGGUCUCUGGUUUUAAAAUCAGCCCUUGAUAAUAUAUUCACUGGGUGGGGUGGGGACUCACACUAACAUGCAUUUAUAGUUCAGCCCAAUUCUAUUGUAAAUGAUAUGAAUGAGCCUCUUCAAUUAUUAUGACUCCCUGGUAAUGCGAAUGUGGCUACUUUAAUAAAAUGGUUUGCAAAAUGGUUGUUAAUUAAUUAAUUAUAUGUGUGUGUGUGUGUGUGUGUGUGUGUGUGUGUGUGUGUGUGUGUGUGUGUGUGUGUGUGUGUGUGUGUGUGUGUGUGUCUGUCUUACAUUUGUAGCAUUUAAGACAACUUGUAAAAUAUACAACAAUCAUUUUCUAUUUAAUAGGUCAUUUAAGUGUUUUGUAAAAGAGAUGUCUGUCCUGGUGGGUUUUUUUUUUUCUCUUCUUGAAUAGAUGACAUGUCAAUGUAGGCCAUCAAACCAAUUGUAAUACUGUUGUUUCAGUUCCAAUAUAGAAUGUUUAAUUGUUAUAAUAUUCUUGGAUGUGUAUGAUUAUGCUCCAGUGAUUUCUGACUUUUAAACUGUUUUUGACUUUUAUAUAUUUAA
Polyodon spathula (Mississippi paddlefish) is the source of this 3590-nucleotide messenger RNA. RefSeq names its product aldehyde dehydrogenase family 1 member A3-like. Bases 173 to 1708 code for a protein of 511 amino acids. The record is from RefSeq and is a predicted model, not a curated record. Gene Ontology annotation, molecular function: aldehyde dehydrogenase (NAD+) activity. NCBI's taxonomy places the organism in Eukaryota, Metazoa, Chordata, Actinopteri, Acipenseriformes, Polyodontidae. The transcript is spliced from 13 exons.